Messenger RNA from Colletotrichum acutatum, 1141 nucleotides. RefSeq lists its product as uncharacterized. Lineage: Eukaryota; Fungi; Ascomycota; Sordariomycetes; Glomerellales; Glomerellaceae. The transcript has a single exon. The record is from RefSeq and is a predicted model, not a curated record. The coding region runs from base 140 to 835 and encodes 231 amino acids.
GAAGCGGGGCUCCCUGGAUAGCCUCCAACUUACAUGCUCGAACGAGACUAGUUGUAGUCCCAGUCGACAACUAUCGCAGACAUUCAUUACUCGGUCACGACUAAUCAUCUUGCCGAAAUCGCCCCGUUGCGUUGAUGAUAUGCCACCACACACUACCGAGGGUGAUGCCGUGUCAUUGGGUCAUCUUACCGCAUCUUCCCCGAGCCCAAGUCCGGAUCUUCGUCCAGUGCCUCUUCCAAUCGAGGGAGAGCAUGAUAAGACCAGCGAAAAAAUAAGUCGAGACGAUCUUGGCAAAAGGGCCAGACGGCCAAACGGAAGGCCAUCGAAAUCCGACGGUCCAGCUGUCUCCCAACGCCAGUCUUACCUAAACGCACGUCAGCGGUCACCCUCGCCCUUGGUAUUGAUGCCACCUUUCCAGCCCUCCCUUCCCUUCUCUCAGGGAGGGAUGAUUCGCAACUUGACUGGGUCAAGACGACAAAAAACGGCGGAAGAACAUGGGACCAGAACAAAGCGCUGUCAGAGACCUGCCAUCUACUACAGCCAAGCUCAACGGAUACUUCCACUUCAGUCUACCACAGCGAGUUUUCCAUCCCACCAUUCGCCCUGUCCAGCCCCACCAAACCACACCAAACGUCAGUCGGUACAUUCUGAAAAAGCUUGUGAGACCGUCGGUGUCCUCCCCUUCCGCUGGUGUUGCGCACAGCCCACCCUGUUGUUUCGAAACUCGUCCCCUCCCUCCCCCAUGGGCAAGAAGAGAUCGGACCCAGCUUCACUCUUGAAUCAGACUGUAGCCAAUCGCAACAGGCCCGCACUACGAUUAUCCGCGCCGUUAUAGGAUUUUGUCUGCCCCGUCAAGUCGUCAACAGCACUUUUCAGCCCGCCCAGGCUGCGGGAAGGAAGUUUGGAACGCAAGGCACGCACACCAAGCUUUGAAAGGGUCCACCUGUUUGGCUCAGCCCAGCUUGGCGGACUACUCCUGAUCAUCUUCAUCAUCUGCCGGUACCAGCGUACCAGCCUACGAUUUCUGAAGAAUCAGCAGAGUCCGUCCCUGGCCUCCCCGUCUAGUGUCGGGAUCAGGUCGAUCCCACGUGAGGCCCCUGCCUCUGAUCCGCCCUCUUUACCCCAUUGGGAUGAGGUUGCG